Messenger RNA from Drosophila yakuba, 842 nucleotides. RefSeq lists its product as uncharacterized. NCBI's taxonomy places the organism in Eukaryota, Metazoa, Arthropoda, Insecta, Diptera, Drosophilidae. The coding region runs from base 218 to 691 and encodes 157 amino acids. The record is from RefSeq and is a predicted model, not a curated record. The transcript is spliced from 2 exons.
CAUGAAAAUAGUGUUAGGCAAAUACGGGGGCUUGAUAAACAGAUGAACAACUGGUUUGUCUAACGCCCCCCUGCAGCCCCAAAAACAAAAUACUUUAUCCCCCUUGCCACCAAACUGGGCAAGCCUUAACGGUUUGACUUAUGUUUCAUAUAUUUCAAUUGUAAAAUAACCCAAUUUAUAGGCAAAUAGAAAACCGAAGUCGCGUCAGUUCAACAACAUGAGCCGCCAGCUGAAGUUCCACCUCCAAGCACCCGACGACGAGCAGUUCCCACCGGACCUGGUGGAGAUUAACCUCAACCCCAACUGCGGCCAGGUCAAGCAGAAGUCCGCCCAGGCCCUGGACCAGCUGCUUCUGGCCACGCCACCACACAGAGGCUAUCCCUACGGCUAUGCCGAGGACUCCGAGCCGGAGACCUACUUCUGCCGCAAGAGCAACUCCACGGGCCAGCUGGCCGAGAAGGUAUCGCCUCCGCCGCCCACGGCCACCAACAUCAGCUGCCUCCGCCAGAUGUACUGUCCGGAGUGCCACGAGCGGUUGCACGAGCAGGGAGUUCGGCUGGAGCGACUCCUUACCAUGUGCUGCUUUGCCCUGCUGCCCAUCUAUCCCUGCUGCCCUAGGCGCUCCACCAAUGACUGCAAGGUCAUCUGUGGCAAGUGUGGAUACCUCUUGGGGGCAUGGAAGCGACAGUGAGGUGGGCGGGGAGAGGGGAAGAGGCAAUAGGAGUGGGUGCUCCGCUUGUAAUUGUUUGUUUUGUUUAGUUUUUAAGCACUUUUUUGUUGACCUUGCGGCGAGUGAUGAGCGCCGAGAUUGAGUGCCAAAAAAUUUGUUGAUUUCUGCACGA